Molecule: messenger RNA, 678 nt
Organism: Gregarina niphandrodes
Lineage: Eukaryota; Apicomplexa; Conoidasida; Eugregarinorida; Gregarinidae
Product: proteasome subunit beta type
Exons: 3
Coding region: 1-678 (225 amino acids)
Cellular component (GO): proteasome core complex
Source: RefSeq, a predicted model, not a curated record
AUGGAGUUUCAACUACUUCCUCAGGACCCCAAACCGCAGGUUAGAACCUUAAACCCUACGUUCGUGGGCAGUAGUGUCUUGGCGGUAAAGUACAGGGAUGGAGUUCUUAUGGGCACUGAUACAUUAAUUAGUGCUGGUCACAGCGGUCGUGAAUUUUCUAAAGAGCGAUUGGUUAAGAUCGGUGAUAGAUGUGUAAUAGCUUGUUCUGGCGAUCAUGCGGAUCUUCAACAUCUAGGAGAAUAUUUGCAAAGCGUUCAUCUAAAGGAUGAAAUGAUGGGGGAUGAUAUAACCAAGUCGGCUGAGGAGUAUCAUUCGUUAUUAUCAAGGAUGAUCUAUAAUCAACGUAAUAAGAUGAAUCCGUAUUGGACGAACAUGGUGGUGAUUGGUGAUGGUAAUAACGGUAAAGAUUUCUUCUUGGGAUCUUGCGAUAUGUGGGCUACCUCUUUGAAGGAGGAUUUGUGGACGACAGGACUGGGUCACUACUUCAGUGUACCGCACUUGCGCAAUGUGAAGGACGUCAAAGAGAUGAGCCUUGAGGAAGCCAAAGAGUUGCUUAUCAAGUGCUUCAAAAUAAACAGCAAGUACGACUGUUUCAGCUCGGAAGAGAUCCAAUUUGCUUACGUUAAUGCCACUGGAACGCAUAUUGAAACACCCUUGAGGGCUAGCCCCAGAAUGUAA